UAAAAUGCGAAUAUUCUCCACCGCCAGACAGACAACUACCUCAUAUUCUUUGUAACUUUGCCAUAUAUUAAUCAUGAAUCCGUUCAAGAGAAUGCUCUCAAAGUCAGAUGACGACAAGACGGCAUCUCUUAAGCACUCCAAAUCAAUGCCGUACCUCCUUUCUUUAGAAGGGAGGACGCCCGAGCAUCGUGUUAAUCCCAAACCCGUAUACCGUGGCAAGACCCCCCUCAAAAAGUCCGAUAUUGUGUAUGUCGAGCAAGCUCCAGGGAUACUGGAGAUCUAUCAUGGAAAACUGUCUCAACAUACCUACUACCAUGGACCAACUCGUGCAGACUUUGAUACGCGCACGGACUUGCUGGCCAAGUUUCCCCAUUCCUCUGAACCAACUGAGGGGUUCCCUCGCAGCGGUUUCAGAACGAUUUCUUUGAACUCACAGACUAUCGGGCCUCAAGUGCCUUUCCGCAAUUCGAGCACAAGUGGUCAACAAGUCUACCCCUCCAUUCUCCACACAACGCAGAGGCCUAAGGCCACCGUUGAUCAAGCUUCAGCAGGUGUACUGCAGAUCCCUGACGACAAUACUCGCAAUGGCAGACUAGUAGAACGUAUUCGCGCUAAUUCGAGCACUGGUUGCUCGUACACCCCUGCUCCUACCACUUACUCUCCACAUCCAUUCAUCUCGCGCUCUGCGCACAGCUCACGCGUAAACAUUCCUCACGUUCCAUCCCAUGUUACUAUUCCAAUCACUGCUGCACCAGACCAUGAUCAUUCUUCCAAACCUCACGGGGACUACCGUAAAUUUUUAAAGGAGCAGGACCCAAACGUCAUCUGUAGAAUGAUUAACCAAUAUCCUAUAGCGCCUCUUUGUACCGAACGUACCCCAGAGCACUUGCGCCCCAUUCGUUUUGACAUGGUUGAUCAAUGUUACGUCAAGGCAUUUAGGGAGAACAUAGAGAUGGCCGUUGCCCAAGGCCGUCCUCUCGAUGUACGUGCGGGUGGUCCCUACCGCCGCAUCGUUGUGUAGACAACCUAAUGUCAUUAUGGAGACUGGCAGUCAGCGGUCUUAUUAGGUUUAUUGUAUCAAUGAUCUUGUGAAGACGGAGGAAGCUUAUGCAGAAACUUCAAAGAGAUUUGGCGUUGUCGUGCCUGUCUUGUAUAUUUGUAUGCAUAUGAUCUAU
Messenger RNA from Suillus bovinus, 1175 nucleotides. RefSeq lists its product as uncharacterized. NCBI's taxonomy places the organism in Eukaryota, Fungi, Basidiomycota, Agaricomycetes, Boletales, Suillaceae. The coding region runs from base 74 to 1021 and encodes 315 amino acids. The record is from RefSeq and is a predicted model, not a curated record. The transcript has 2 exons.